Sphaeramia orbicularis (orbiculate cardinalfish) is the source of this 4212-nucleotide messenger RNA. It is a transcript of the gene fbxo11b, whose product is annotated as F-box protein 11b. The record is from RefSeq and is a predicted model, not a curated record. Gene Ontology annotation, molecular function: protein binding; zinc ion binding. Gene Ontology annotation, biological process: regulation of apoptotic process; ubiquitin-dependent protein catabolic process. The transcript is spliced from 22 exons. The coding region runs from base 245 to 2920 and encodes 891 amino acids. NCBI's taxonomy places the organism in Eukaryota, Metazoa, Chordata, Actinopteri, Kurtiformes, Apogonidae.
AUGGCUCCUCCUGCUACAGACUGAGACGGAGCUGGCACCGAGAGGCGAUACGGGGGGGAGCUGAACCACCACCACCGCGGAGAGAAAAAGCCAUUCCGCCCCAAAUACCAGCGGGUUUUCGGUCGCACUCGUUCGGGUGUGUUUGGAAAAAGGGCCGUCCGGGUUGUAGUGUGGGUCGCGGGCUAAAAUUAGAAGCGGGCGGUCGAGGAUAGCAGUGAAUUUUUUCAACAAACCAACUCCCCAGAUGAACUCCGUCAGAGCCACCAACAGGAGACCCAGGCGAGUGUCGAGGCCGCGCCCGGUCCAGCCCGAACGGAACAACGGGGAUAGAGAUGAGGAGGCUCCUGCAGCAGCUGCAGCAGAAAUGGCUAUUGAGGAGUCCGGACCAGGAGCUCAGAACAGUCCCUACCAGCUUCGUCGUAAGACCCUACUCCCCAAGAGAACCGCUGCUGCCUCUGCCACCGCCUCUGCCUGCCUGAGCAAGGGCCCAAUGGAGGGAGCUUCCACUUCAUCAACAGAGGCCUUUGGUCAUCGAGCCAAGCGGGCACGGGUGUCCGGUAAGAGCCACGACCUGCCAGCAGCCCCAGCAGAGCAAUAUCUGCAGCAGAAGCUUCCAGAUGAGGUUGUUUUGAAAAUUUUCUCAUACUUACUGGAACAGGACCUCUGUCAGGCAGCUUGUGUCUGCAAGAGAUUCAGCCAGCUAGCAAACGACCCCAUUCUGUGGAAGCGCCUAUACAUGGAGGUAUUUGAGUACACACGUCCUAUGAUGCACCCUGAGCCAGGCCGGUUCUACCAGGUCAGCCCUGAGGAGCAUGAACAUCCAAACCCCUGGAAGGAGAGCUUCCAACAGCUGUACAAAGGUGCCCAUGUAAAACCAGGCUUUGCCGAGCACUUCUACAGUAACCCUGGCAGAUACAAAGGCAGGGAGAACAUGCUGUACUACGACACCAUUGAAGAUGCACUAGGUGGGGUACAAGAAGCCCACUUUGACGGCCUCAUCUUUGUCCACUCUGGUAUCUACACAGACGAGUGGAUUUACAUAGAGUCGCCCAUCACCAUGAUUGGUGCAGCUCCUGGGAAAGUCGCUGACAAGGUGGUGAUAGAGAAUACAAGAGAUUCAACAUUUGUCUUCAUGGAGGGUUCAGAGGAUGCCUAUGUGGGAUACAUGACCAUUAGGUUUAAUCCUGAUGACAAGUCUGCGCAGCACCACAACGCCCACCACUGUCUGGAGAUCACAGUCAACUGCAGCCCCAACAUCGACCACUGCAUCAUCCGCUCCACGUGCACAGUUGGUUCAGCAGUGUGCGUCAGCGGCCAGGGGGCGUGUCCAACCAUCAAACACUGCAACAUCAGUGACUGUGAGAAUGUAGGACUCUACAUCACAGAUCAUGCACAGGGCAUUUAUGAAGACAAUGAAAUCAGCAACAACGCUCUAGCGGGAAUUUGGGUGAAAAACCACGGUAAUCCCAUCAUCAGACGGAACCACAUUCACCACGGGAGAGAUGUCGGAGUGUUCACCUUCGACCACGGCAUGGGCUACUUUGAGAACUGUAACAUCCAUAGAAACCGCAUCGCAGGCUUCGAGGUGAAAGCCUACGCCAACCCCACGGUGGUCCGCUGUGAGAUCCAUCACGGCCAGACCGGGGGCAUCUACGUCCACGAGAAGGGGAGGGGGCAGUUCAUAGAAAAUAAAAUCUAUGCCAAUAACUUCGCCGGUGUUUGGAUCACGUCGAACAGUGACCCGACGAUACGGGGAAACGCUAUUUUUAACGGUAACCAAGGAGGAGUGUACAUAUUUGGAGAUGGGCGGGGAUUGAUAGAGAGUAACGAUAUCUAUGGCAACGCCUUGGCGGGAAUUCAGAUCCGAACCAACAGCUGUCCCAUCGUACGGCACAACAAGAUCCACGAUGGGCAACACGGCGGCAUCUACGUGCACGAGAAAGGUCAAGGGGUGAUCGAGGAGAACGAGGUUUACAGCAACACACUGGCUGGAGUCUGGGUGACAACAGGCAGCACUCCCGUUCUCCGCAAGAACCGCAUCCACAGCGGCAAACAGGUCGGCGUAUAUUUCUAUGACAAUGGGCACGGUGUGUUGGAAGACAACGACAUCUACAAUCACAUGUACUCUGGUGUGCAGAUAAGGACGGGAAGUAACCCAAAGAUUCGUCGGAACAAGAUAUGGGGAGGCCAGAAUGGAGGGAUUUUAGUCUACAACUCAGGUCUGGGCUUCAUCGAGGACAAUGAGAUCUUCGACAACGCCAUGGCCGGAGUGUGGAUCAAAACCGACAGUAACCCCACACUGAGGCGGAAUAAGAUCCACGACGGCAGAGACGGAGGCAUCUGCAUCUUCAACGGAGGCAGAGGUCUUCUGGAGGAGAACGACAUCUUCAGGAACGCUCAAGCCGGCGUCCUCAUCAGCACUAACAGCCAUCCGAUCCUCCGAAAGAACCGUAUUUUUGACGGCUUCGCUGCAGGUAUUGAAAUCACUAACCACGCCACAGCCACUCUGGAGGGCAACCAGAUCUUCAACAACAGAUUCGGAGGUCUUUUUCUGGCCUCAGGAGUCAACGUGACCAUGAAAGAUAACAAGAUCCUGAAUAACCAGGACGCCAUUGAGAAGGCUGUGAGCAGAGGACAGUGUCUCUACAAGAUCUCCAGCUACACCAGUUACCCCAUGCACGACUUCUAUAGGUGUCACACUUGUAAUACGACAGAUAGGAACGCCAUCUGUGUUAACUGCAUCAAAAAAUGCCACCAAGGACACGAUGUAGAGUUUAUACGGCACGAUCGGUUUUUCUGUGACUGUGGAGCAGGAACGUUGUCCAACCCGUGCACGCUGGCCGGAGAGCCCACACACGACACGGACACUCUGUAUGACUCGGCGCCACCUAUCGAGUCCAACACGCUGCAACAUAACUGAAGGCGCGUCUUGGAGUUCACGCUUUCACACAGACACAUUUUACAUUGCACACAUCACACUUACACACACACACGCACACAAUCGCACACAGCUAUAUACACACGUCCACCUGCAGCCAUACGGACCCAGAGAGACUCUGACUUCGGCGCUCUCGUAUGGGAUCGAGGUGAACGAGGCUGCAGAGGAAGCAGCUUCGGGCCCGCUGCCGUCGGACGCUGCAGCGCAGGCCGACUCCACUAGAGGGAGCAGUGGAGCAGAGUGUAGACUGACACAACAGCCACAAGAGAUUCCUCAGUCGAGUAUUUCUGAUGCAGUCUGUAGAAAAGAGACGACGGGGAGAGAGGGGCAGCGAUGAGGGGCCGACCAGACCCCCCCGGUGUUAACCCUCGGCCCCUUCCUCUUCCUCCUCCUCUUCUUCUUCACAAGAUCUGCCGUCAAAGAGACUUCCUGCUUCCUCGCAGCUGCCAUCCCCAUUGGCUGCCCAGGCAGUUGUAACUAGGCAACCGAGGGGGGGUGUUGCUCUGUUGUGUGUGGAUAAAAAGCAAGAUUGUGUGUGUGAUGGAGCACUUGGGCUUUUUUAAAAAAAAUAUGUUCUGAUCAAUGGAUUUUAUUUCAAUGCUUUAUCAUGUAGUUUUGUAUUUUCAAGCAAAAAGCUGACUGUAUUUGAAUGUCUUUUAUUUUAUUAUAUUAUUAUUAUUAAUAUUAUUAUUAUUAUAAUUAUUUUUGUUCGGUUAGCGUCCCUCGUCCCACCCCGACACCCACUGCAGAAACUCAGUCGUCCCAGUGAUGAAGUUCUUUCUGUGAAAGAGAAUCUCAUUUAACACUACAAACCCUCUCCAGUAUAUCCGCUUAACGGCAGGUGGAGGGGCUCCACAGUUGUAUAAAGGUGUGUGAGUGUGUGUGUGUAUAUGUGUGUUGUGUACCAGUGCAGGUUGUGUGUGUGUAUAUGUUUAUAAGUUGAUGCAGUCAGUGUUGUGUGGAGAGGGUUUCAAUAGGAGGCGUUAGAACUCCUCUCAACUGGAACCGAUGAGUCCAUCUGCAGCCCCCGCCCUGUCCCCCCCCCGCCCUGUCCCCCCCAUCCUCCCCCGUGUAUCGUGGUGACUGUGGCUCCUCAUGCAGCCUGAAUCGUAUGCAUGUACCAUAACAUCUAGACUUAAUAUAUUGUGAAGUAUUCAAUAACCAUUAUGUAGAUGCUAGUUGGAAUUCAAAAAGGGGUAUACUUUCUUAGAAAGACAAAAAAGAAAUCAGGAAACUGGCCAUUUCUAAGAAAAUAAAACUUUAUUAGAUCAGAA